UGGGUGAGACAAGGAGAUAACAAAGGUUAGGUUAACCCUUCAAAAUCAGAAAACUCCGUACUCUAUAAGCAAACAACAACUGUACUCAUCGGUGGAUAUACAAUUCGAACCCACUUCUCAAAUUCUCUCUAUUUAAUCAAACCCCACUUCAUUCACCCCCUUCUCUCUCUCUCCUCUCUCUCUCUCUCUCUCUCUCUCUCUCACACCUCAAGAUCUUGAGAUCAAGAACCAAUCUUUAUCACCAAUUCUUUCAGUACCAGAUUCUUGGUCACUAAUAGCUAAUAACCCUUGGUUGUAUUGAUCAAUGAUAGUGUUGUGGUGUUUGUUUCUUUGUAAGUAGCUUUCUGGGUGUCGGUGGAUUUGGGUUUUUUUAGGGUUACGGUUAGGGUUUUCAACAAUUUGAUCAGUAAAAUUGUGAUUUUUUAGAGCUUUGUUGCUGAAUACAUUUCUGGGUAUUGUUGUUUGGUGAUUCUUGGUUGUGGUAGGUGGGUUGAAUGUGGGUAAUUUUCUUUGUUUCUUGUUGAAAUAUAUACUUUUUCUUGUUGAAUUUUCCUUUUUCUUUGUGGGUUUUGUUUCAAGAAACAAGAUGCAGCAAGAUCGGCGAAAAAAGAGUCCGAAAGAGGUGGAGUUCUUCACCGAAUACGGUGAAUCAAACCGAUACAAAAUCCUCGAAAUAAUAGGAAAGGGAAGUUAUGGAGUUGUUUGUGCAGCCGUUGACACACAGACGGGCGAAAAGGUUGCGAUAAAGAAGAUAACAAACAUUUUUGAACAUUCAUCGGACGCGAUUCGAAUUUUGCGGGAGAUUAAAUUGCUUAGGCUUUUACGUCAUCCCGAUAUUGUUGAAAUUAAACGCAUUAUGAUGCCGCCAUCUAGGCGGGAUUUUAAAGAUAUUUAUGUUGUGUUUGAACUUAUGGAAUCCGAUCUUCAUCAAGUCAUUAAGGCUAAUGAUGACUUGACACAUGAACAUCAUCGGUUUUUCCUUUAUCAAAUGCUUCGAGCAUUGAAGUAUAUGCAUACAGCAAACGUUUAUCAUCGAGAUCUGAAACCGAAGAACAUAUUAGCAAAUGCAAAUUGCAAACUCAAGAUAUGCGAUUUCGGGUUAGCAAGGGCUGCGUUUACAGAUACUCCGACGACAAUAUUUUGGACGGAUUAUGUGGCAACAAGAUGGUAUAGGGCUCCUGAGCUAUGCGGUUCUUUUUAUUCAAAGUAUACCCCCGCUGUUGAUAUAUGGGGCAUUGGAUGUAUAUUUGCGGAAGUAUUGACCGGAAAACCGCUUUUUCCUGGAAAAAGCGUGGUUCAUCAGUUGGAGCUUAUUACUGAUCUUCUUGGGACACCGUCGUUAGAUACCAUUUCUAGAGUACGUAAUGACAAGGCAAGAAAAUACUUAACCGAUAUGCGUAAAAAGAAACCCGUAUCGUUCUCCGAGAAGUUCCAAGAAGUCGACCCGUUGGCACUUAAGCUAUUACAAAGACUAUUGGCGUUUGACCCAAAAGACCGACCCACCGCAGAACAAGCCCUAGCCGACCCUUACUUCAAGGGACUAUCGAAAGUCGAACGCGAGCCGUCAUGUCCGUCAUUUUCCAAAUUUGAGUUUGAGUUUGAGAGACGAAGAGUCACGAAAGACGAUAUUAGAGAGUUAAUAUUCCGGGAGAUUCUAGAAUACCACCCGCAGUUACUCAAAGAUUACAUGGCUGGCAAUGAUCGCUCGAAUUUCCUUUAUCCUAGUGCGAUUGGUCAAUUUAGACGGCAAUUUGCUUAUUUUGAGGAAAACGUUGGGAAAAGUGGGCCCGUUAUACCCCCAGAGAGGAAACAUGUUUCCGUCCCAAGGUCGACAAUUGCUUCAAGCACGACUGCUCCCAAGCUGCAGCAGUGUUUGGCUGCAUUUGACAACCGACCGGUGGUGGAUAGCAUGUCUCAUGGCGGCGGAGAUGUGGAUGCUACCGGAAAUAUUUUCAGUGCCGCCGCUCGGCCGCCACCAAGAAUGCCUAAAGCAAGAGUAGUGGGCCCGGUUCUUCCGUUGGAGAGUAGUAGAAACAUGAAAGACGCGUACGAUCCAAGGGUAAUGGUUAGAAAUACGAACACGAUUGGUCUCUCUCCGCACUACGCAUAUAGGAGCAACACCGGGGAUCAAACACAGGGUCAACAGAAGUCAACCGACGGGAAAUUGGCACCAGGGUUAGUGAAUGGUGUGAAUAGUAACCCGUAUUACAAUCAAACACAUGGUCAACAGAAGUCAAACGAACGGAUAGCGAUUGAUGGAACGUUUAUGCAGCCCCAGCCUCAUAGAGAGGUGGGUGUUUUUCAUAUGGGAUGAUCAUUGUUUUCGGCUUUUUUUUUUUUUUUAAUUUCCACUUGUUUUCUUACAUACUAGUGUGUGUUACCUUAUAUAUUAGUUUAACAUGGUGUUUUAGUUGAUGUAUAUUGCACUCUCUUUUAGCUUUUUUUUUUUUAAAUAAGGAUAUCUAAAUAAGUUGUUUGUAUCAAA
Molecule: messenger RNA, 2485 nt
Organism: Helianthus annuus (common sunflower)
Lineage: Eukaryota; Viridiplantae; Streptophyta; Magnoliopsida; Asterales; Asteraceae
Product: mitogen-activated protein kinase 20
Exons: 9
Coding region: 587-2314 (575 amino acids)
Biological process (GO): protein phosphorylation; intracellular signal transduction
Cellular component (GO): cytoplasm; nucleus
Molecular function (GO): ATP binding; MAP kinase activity
Source: RefSeq, a predicted model, not a curated record